This is a messenger RNA of Drosophila nasuta, 7087 nucleotides long. RefSeq names its product HEAT repeat-containing protein 5B. Gene Ontology annotation, cellular component: membrane; Golgi apparatus; endocytic vesicle. The record is from RefSeq and is a predicted model, not a curated record. NCBI's taxonomy places the organism in Eukaryota, Metazoa, Arthropoda, Insecta, Diptera, Drosophilidae. Gene Ontology annotation, biological process: endocytosis; intracellular protein localization; retrograde transport, endosome to Golgi.
GUGCCGCUCGCUGUUGGUGCAAAUAAUAAAGUUUAUUUUUGCUAUAACUUCAUAGUGAUUAUUAAAAGUCAUUCAAUUAAUAAUUUGCGAGCUGAAGAAAAGCUAAAUAAUUGAUGGCAAAUGUAGUUUUCAAGUGGCUACAGUGCAAAAGAAACAUGUAGCGAAUUUAUCGAUUUGUGUGAAAUUUGCAAGCAGAAAGUACCAAUCAUUUAAUUGGCCAAGGAAGGCAAAAAGAAAGUUUUCAUAUUAAAGUUGUGAAUGCAAUAUGGAAAACUUAAACUUUGCACGCACACCGCAGUUUCUGCGCAAAGUCAUCAACGAGGCGCGCAGAUCGUUUAUACAUAGUGACGACACCGCCGCCGCUGCUGGCAAAGCUGCGAGUAAUAGUCUCGAAGAAGAGGCAACGCCACACGACGAAAUGGAACUCGCCCACACCCUGACCCUCAACGAGGAGGCACUGAAGCAGUUGCCGGAGCACAAACAUGCCGUUUUCGAAUUGGAAUGGCUGCGUUAUUUGGAAAAAUCCCUGCCGCACUUGCCCAAGCAUGAGAUCAAGGCCGGACAAAAGAAGCUCGUACAGCAGCUGUCGGAGCGCAUUCAGGGUGCACCUGGUCCUCCGAUGCGUAAGCUCAUUGCCAGCGCCUUAGCCACGCUCUUCUCCGUGGGCGACACCUUUAUGCUGUUUGAUACGGUCAACGCAUGCAAUGAUAUACUGAAGAACAAGGAUGACUCACCCAGCUAUUUGCCCACAAAGCUAGCUGCCAUUUGUGUAUUGGGUUCGAUGUACGAGAAAUUAGGACGCAUGAUGGGACGCACUUACGAGGACACCGUGCAGAUUUUAAUUCGCACGCUGAGGAACGCAGAAUCGCAAGCUCGCAUCGAGAUCAUGCACACGUUGGAGAAGGUAAGCGCCGGCAUGGGAACAGCGAUUGCCAACGUGCACAAGGAUAUCUACAAGGCAGCCAAGCAUUGUUUACUUGAUCGUGUGAUGGCUGUGCGUGUUGCUGCCGCUCGCUGCAUCCUCAAGAUGAUUUAUAGUGCCCCGUUUUUGUAUCAAACGGAGCUGGAGAGUCUGGGCAAUCUCUGCUUUCGCGCAUUCGACGGCAGUAACUACGAGGUGCGCUGUGCCGUCGCUCAGUUGCUGGGCACGCUCUUGGCCUACACCCAACAGCUGGCGGAGGCGGCAAGCAACAAGAAAUCGCCUCAUGCCCAGGCAGCAGCCGCAUUGCAGGCAGCCAAAGGUGGCACACUGCGUCUGGUUUCAUUGGACGAGGCAUUGAAUAUACUAAUGGCUGGAUUUCUACGCGGCGGCGCUUCAUUUCUCAAGGGCACUGGAGAAAUCAUCAAAGGCAGCUCCGGAGUUAAUCGUGAGGUGCGUGUGGGCGUAACACAUGCCUAUGUGGUGUUUGUGCAGUUCAUGGGCAGCGUUUGGCUCGAGAGGCAACUGAGCACAUUUCUAGCACAUGUGCUGGACUUGGUAGCCAAUCCAAAGGCCGCUUGCUCGCAUGUAGAUGCCGUCUAUUCGCGUAAGUGCAUCAACUUUAUACUACGAACGACAAUUGGCAAAAUGCUUGGGGAAAAGGCGCAAAGCGCCGCCUGCAAGGAACUCAUACAUUUGGUGGCCAAGCAGAUGAACUCCAUUGACUUUAAUCCGGAGAAUGCCAAGGACUCGAACCAGGAGACGCUGUUCAGUCAACACUUGCUAGUCUGCGCCCUACAGGAGCUUAGCUCUCUGUUCAUUGGACUGGGCACAACAGCACAGAAUCUGCUCACAGACCAAUCGCUGAAUGCCAUCGAUGCCACCUGUGCGGUCCUGGUGCAUCCCUGUGCCGCAGCACGUCUAGCGGCUGCCUGGUGCCUAAGGAGCUGCUGCAUUGCGGUGCCCAGUCAAAUAACACCGCUGAUCGAUCGAUUUAUCGAGGCCAUGGAACAGAUGCGCUCCUCGCCGGAAGCCAUUGCGGGCUAUAGUUGCGCCUUAGCGGCCAUUUUGGGUAGCGCACGCCACUCACCGUUGGGCAUACCGCACACCAAGGGCAAAGUGGUGUUCAAUUGUGCCGAGGAGCUGCUGCGUUCUGCUUCCCAGAAUAGCCGCAUGUCGCUGCAUCGCACCCAGGCGGGCUGGCUGCUGAUUGGCGCCAUUAUGACCCUUGGUUCGCCUGUGGUCAAGGGUCUGUUGCCACGCAUGUUGCUUCUGUGGCGCAACUCGUUUCCACGCUCCAACAAGGAACUCGAAUCGGAAAAAGCGCGAGGCGAUGCUUUCACCUGGCAGGUGACUCUCGAGGGACGCGCUGGUGCCCUCUCAGUGAUGCACAGCUUUUUGCUCAAUUGUCCGGAUCUGGUCAGUGAGGAUAUAACACGACGUUUGCUCACGCCCAUCGAGAGUGCUCUAGCAAUGUUGGUCAACCUGGCAACAGUUCUUAAGAGCUACGGCACUCAAUUGAAGGCACCAGCGGCCAUGGUUCGCUUACGUCUCUUUGAAACUCUUACGCUGCUGCCCCCCACUGCUCUCGAGGCAUCGUACACGCAUCUCUUGCGCAUGCUCGUCUCAGAGUUUACGCUGUCGGACAAUGCAGCCAACACAACAAAUUCACUGUUGCGCACUCUUUGUCACGGGGAUGACUCCAUCAUAUUGGGCACUUGGCUACAGGAGACAAAUCAUCGUACCAUCGAAGAUCAGAUGGAACCCAAUCGAAAAGUCGACGGCGAGCAUCUCCAGCCAAAUAGCGCUGCUGGUUCCGGCGCCCUAGAGCACGAUCCCUGCUGCCUGUAUCGGCCCAACUGGUCGGCCCAGCACAACUACAGCAGCUCUAGUCCCAGCAAUGCAAGCACUAACAACUUACAACUGAUCAAUAAGGCGCAACAGUGCCCAGGUCCGCUGCCACUAGGUGUCGCGGUUAUUGACAUGGCCGUGACAUUGUAUGGCACCAUUUUUCCCAAGGUGGCCAACAAGCAUCGCCUCCAAAUGCUGGAUCACUUCGCCGAGUGCAUUAAGCAGGCGAAGAGCAAUCGGCAAGAAGCUGUGCAGAUGAACAUCUUCACUGCGCUGCUGUUUGCAUUGAAACAGCUUACGGACAGCAAGACAAGCAUUGGCCAGGAGGAUGUGAAGAAGAGUGCCACCAGUUUAAUAGUCGCCUCAUUGACCAGCACCAAUUCAACAAUACGCUGUGCAGCUGGCGAAUCUCUCGGACGUUUGGCUCAAGUCGUUGCUGACUCUCAUUUCACAGCCGAACUGGCGCAGAAUAGUUUCGAUAAAUUGAAGUCAGCACGCGAUGUGGUAACACGAACAGGACACUCACAUGCCCUGGGUUGUCUGCAUCGUUAUGUAGGCGGCAUGGGAUCCUCGCAGCAUCUGAGCACCAGUGUCUCCAUUCUGCUCGCUUUGGCCCAGGACAGUGCCUCGCCAGUGGUGCAGGUGUGGUCGCUAUACGCGCUGGCCCAGAUCGCUGACUCUGGCGGACCCAUGUUCCGUGGUUAUGUGGAGGCAACGCUGACGCUCUCUUUGAAACUGCUGCUCAGCGUACCGCAUGCCCAUGUGGAUGUACAUCAAUGUGUCGGACGAGUGGUAAAUGCUUUGAUCACAACCGUUGGUCCUGAGCUCCAAGGCAACAAUGCAGCAGUCAAUGCUAUGCGUAGCUCCUUCCUCUGCGCGGCGGCUCUGCUGCAAUCUCAUGCCGAUCCGCUGGUGCAAUCGGAGGCAAUUGGCUGUCUGCAGCAGCUGCAUUUGUUUGCCUGCAAGUCUCUGCAGUUGGACACACUCGUUCCAACGCUAGUCAAAAUGCUGGCCAGCAACUACUUCAUACUACGAAAGGCGGCAGUUGCCUGUUUACGUCAACUGGCACACCGCGAGGCACGUGAAGUAUGUGACUUGGCGCUGACCAUAACGCCGGAGCAAUGCCCGGACUUGAUAAUAACGGAAUAUGGUCUACCGGGUCUGCUAUUCUCUAUGCUCGACACUGAAACGGAUGCGGAGAUGCUGAAGAAUAUACACGACACUCUCACAUCGAUGCUGCAAAUGCUUGCGGCCGAUAAUCUUAGCAAUUGGUUGAGCCUCUGCAAGAAGGUGCUCACCGUGGCCGUAGAGGGUGGCGGAGCCAUUGAAGAUCCAACGGCACUGGCAGGAGCUGCCGGUGAUGCAGCUGGCAAGUCGGGCACGGGCGAACAAUUGAAUACCGAUGACGACGACGAUGAGGAGGAGGAGUAUGCUGACGAUGUCACCGAGUAUCGGGCGGAGGAGAAUACUUCCACGCAUCCCGCAGUGCAGCCACGUUGGCCCACGCGCGUCUUUGCCGCACAAUGCGUGCGUCGCAUCAUCUCCAGUUGUGAGGCGGCCAAUGCAUUGCACUUUGAUCUGCUGCAGGCCAAGGAACAGCAGCUGAUAAAAUCGCGCAGCGGCGACUAUCUCAUUCUCCAUUUGGCAGAGCUCAUACGCAUGUCAUUCAUGGCUGCCACCUCGGACUCGGAUCAGCUGCGGCUGGAGGGACUGCGCACUCUGCAGGAGAUCAUAGAUCGAUUUGCAAACGUGCCCGAACCAGAGUUUCCAGGCCAUCUGCUGCUGGAGCAGUAUCAGGCACAGGUUGGCGCUGCCUUGCGUCCAGCUUUUGCUCCCGACACGCCAUCCCAUGUGACGGCCGCAGCAUGUGAAGUGUGCUCCGCUUGGAUUGGCUCUGGCGUCGCUCGGGACAUUAGCGAUUUGCGGCGAGUGCAUCAAUUGCUGGUCAGUUCGCUGAACAAGCUGUACACAAAGACGAACAGCACGCAAUUGUACAACGAAUCGAUGGCCACAUUGGAGAAGCUCAGUAUUCUAAAGGCGUGGGCCGAAGUCUACAUUGUCGCCAUGCUGGGCAACGGCAAGGCGCCCGCCUCACUGCUGGCCAUCUCUCCAGCUGGAGGAGCAGGAUCGUCAGCGCAAACAGAGCUCGUGAGUGGCCUGGACCUGGAUGUGGAUAACCGUGGCGAGAGUUUGCUGGGUCUGGUGCAGCCAGAGCUGCACAAUUUAUCGAACCAUUGGCUGGCCGCAAUGAAGGAUCAUGCGCUGCUGCUGCUGCCCGCUGAGUUUCAAUCGCAAUUGCCACGCGAUGGUGGCUCGUUCUACACCACGGACACGAUCAACUCAUCCAAGCCGCACUACAUGACAAGCUGGCCACCCAUUAUGUAUGCGGCGGCUCUUUGGUUGCGUGACGAAGGUUUCGCGAGGCAUCAGGAUACACAGACGCAAGUGGAAACCACAACGGCGGGCUCAUCAGAGCCAGAGUCCAACAACAAUCACAUUACACACGGCUCUCUGUCGGCGGAUCGAUUCCAUAUGAUCUUCGGCAUUUGCAUGGAGGCUUUGUGCAGCAUGCGCAGCUCCGACAAGCCGAGAAACAUCGUCAGUUGCCUGCGAGCGCUGCACAGUAUCUUCGAUUCGGAUUGGGCACGUCGCCAGCUGAUCAAAGAUCGAGCACUGACCAUUGAGCUGUGUCACGUACUGCAUCGCCAGAUACUCACCCGUGAUGAGCUGCUCGUUCAGCUGCUGUGCGUGGAGAUACUGAAGCAGACCAUACAGGCGGCUCGCGAGGAUUUGCAGCGCAAUCGCGACAGUCAACAGGCCUCGGACAAUGCCAAUGAUAAUGUUCCCGAGAACGUAGAGUUGGGUGAAGGCAGCGUCAUGCAGCCAGGCAGCUCGCAUGUCUAUGCUGUGUUGGAGGUGUGCCUCUGCCUCUUUGUGCGUCAAAUACCCAGCCUCAAUCCCAGCAAGCAAACCAACCUGCAGCUGGACUACGCCUAUGCCAAAAACAAUGCCUCAUUCUUUUCGGUGCUGGGCGAUGACAAUGGCCGACUGGUGGCCAGUGGACUACAGUGUGUGGAGCAGCUGCUUGAGUUGUGCACGCCCAGCGGUGCCUUGACUAUACUGCCCACCAUACUCUACAUGACCACGAGCAUUAUUCGCGAGAUUGCCAACAAGUCGUUCAUUGACAGCAGCAUUCUGGCCAACACUUGCGCUGUGCAAGCCGCCCUUCAGUGUCUGCGCUCCGUUUGCGUUCAUCGCUGGGCCCAACAGCCCAGCACUGUGGACGAUUGGCAGCAGCUGUUGCAGAGUGCCUUGGCCACUAUUAUCGAUAUGACGAAAACGGCUGGCGACAACGAGGAGCGCAAAGUGGAUGAAGUUACCAUGUUGCUGGCCAUUGCUGUAUUCAUACUUCACACACCCGCAUCUGUGGUGUCUGCGCCUUCGCUGCAAUAUCCGUGCAUCAAUCAUUUCCGUCAGUGUUUGCAAUCGGAGAAUUUGUCAGUCAAGUUGAAAUGCAUCGAGACGACUCGUUCUAUAUUCACAAAGGCCGAUCUUAAAACAUCAACCCCCUACAUCCAUGCAUUGGCGCCCCGCAUCAUUGAAUCUUUGUACGCGGAGUCGAGUAAGUUGCCAGCCAGUGAACUGGAGCUGCAGGUGACUCUUGAAAGCAUUGUGACCGUGGAUCAGUUAAUCGAGCUCGCCGAGCCGCAGCAUCGAAACUUGCUACAAGAUAUACAAAUGCUAACCCUGCUGGUUCCUGUGCUAAUCAGCUAUCUGGCCGAUCUGAGCAAGCUGCGCACGUUACCCAAGUAUCAACGUCAACUGCACGAGCAUGCCUUGCAGUGGCUGUUGAAGAUUGGACCUAAGUAUCCGCAGGAGUUCAAGGCAUUGAUGUGUCAAAAGCCCGAGCUGCGACAGAAACUGGAGGCGGCCAUACGGAAUCAGCAGCAGUCAAUUAAUCUCGCCCAGAAGGCCAACGAGGCGCAACGGAACGGAUUGCUGGCAAAGCCACAGAAGCCGACGAUCAAACUGAAAACUGACUUUAGCAACUUCCAAUAAUUGAACCGAUUCGAUAUAUAAUGCACGCAACUAAUGAUAUGCAAAGCUAAUAGCGUGAUUUAUUACAGCCUGCUAAGGAAAUGCUUGCAAUACUUUCGGUUUUCUUUUGCGCUAAACGCAUAAUAAGUACCUAAAGAACCUACCAUACAUAUACAUACAUAUAUAUAUAAAUUAAAACUUGAUAUAUGCAUAUACGAAAUCUACAAACAGAUUGGUCCUUUGUGUGAGGAUAUAUUUCAUAUUGUUAGUUAUAUACAU